GGGAGCUUGCGCCUAGCCAGGCCGACUGGCUCGAGCUUGCGAGCUUUCUAGCAGCAGCCAGUCGCCGGCUGCCGGGCCACGACCUCGCAUCAACCCGGCUGCUCGUCCGCUCGGUUCGAUACUGCGCGAGGGAGCUUUCGCACCCACGUUUCCGCAAAUCUCUCGAGUUUACGCCCGAACUUCUGACAGACCACAUCUUCCGCUCCGUCUACUUGUGACACGAGGAGAGACAAGUUCCGCCGAGUUCUGAGAACUGUGCAAAAAGUCUUAACCGUCCGCAAGCUUCCUUACGCAAGGUGUUCAGUUAUCGUGAGCUUCUGCGAUCGUAUUCGUUACAUCAACCCCGAGUUCGUUCGAUUCGUCUACUUGACUUUUGUUAUUAAUUUAUCUGCAGCAAUUAUAUUUCGUAUAUCCGCGGGGUGAAAACUCCCGUGGUACGCGCGGACUUUGUCGGGGAUCAGGUGCGAGCUUUAAGCGCGGAAUUCGGACAUGUAAGAAUUUGUGUCAGGGAUUGUGGUAGCAAGGGUUGAAGGUCGAGGUCAGGGGUGAGAAUUACGUCGCGCGAAACAAGUGACGCCCAUCGGUUGUUUUUCCGAGGAACAGCGGAGUAUGGCGGAUGGGUGACAGACGCGGAUCCACUGCAGGCUGAAGGUGUUUCUCAGCAUCGGUGGGACCAUGUGAGGCUUCGAUCAUGAGGAGUGGCGGCCAGAGUGGUGUAUGGACGGUAAGCGUGAUUAUACUGUCGAUUGGCACCUGGGUGGGCAGAGUCGGGCCACGUCCAGCGGAUGGCGAGCUCGCGCUUCUGACGUCGCCGCGUGAGCGAUUGGAAACCGUUCGACAGGUUCUUUCUGAGGUGCCUUUGAUCGACGGCCACAAUGACCUACCGUGGAACAUCCGCAAUUUCCUCCAUAACCAGUUGGCGGAGUUCGAUUUCGACAAGGAUCUACGUCAAGUCGCGCCCUGGAGCAAAAGCGCGUGGAGUCAAACCGAUUUGGUCAGACUGCGGCAGGGCAUGGUCGGCGGUCAGUUUUGGGCCGCUUACGUGCCAUGCGAAUCUCAGCAUCUUAACGCGGUUCAGCUGACUCUGGAGCAAGUGGACCUCAUUAAGAGGCUCAUAGAAAAAUACUCCCAGCACAUGCAAUUUGCUGCAUCGUCAAGGGAGAUUUUGGAAGCUCACGGGAGGGGCAGAAUAGCUUCCCUGAUUGGAGUGGAGGGUGGGCAUAGUCUAGGAAGUAGUUUAGCCGUUUUAAGAACACUUUACCAGUUGGGUGUACGGUACCUUACACUGACACACACCUGCAACACUCCGUGGGCGAAAAGUUCGUCGGUGGAAGACGACGAUGAAGAUGGCGGAGGUCUGACGACAUUCGGUGAGACGGUAGUUAAAGAAAUGAAUAGGCUCGGAAUGCUGAUAGACCUCAGUCAUACUUCAAGGGCAACUAUGAGGGAUGCUCUAAGAGUCAGUAAAGCGCCACUCAUUUUUUCACACUCUUCUGCGUUCGCUAUUUGUAAUUCUUCCAGAAACGUGCCCGACGAUAUUCUUAAGCAACUGGCUGAUAACGGCGGACUGGUGAUGGUCACGUUUUACAAUUAUUUCGUGAAAUGCGGGCCCCAAGCCAGCGUCUCGGACGUGGCCGAGCACAUAUAUUACAUUAGAAACCUGAUUGGUGUGGACCAUAUCGGAGUCGGCGGAGAUUUCGACGGCAUCAACAAAACUCCUCGUGGUCUCGAAGAUGUUUCGAAGUAUCCCGAACUAUUCGCCGAACUUCUCCGGAGUGGCAAGUGGAACGUGCUUGACCUAAAGAAAGUCGCUGGCUUGAAUUUACUGCGAGUCCUCAAACAGGUAGAGCGUGUGAGGGACGACCUGAGGACAGCUGGAGUUACGCCGCUCGAGGAAUAUCUUCCAGACUCACCGGACACGAUCGGCAACUGUGCUCUGGAUAUUAACUCCGUGCAAAGGGUCACGGAAGUCUGAUCGAUCGACUGUACGCACCGCCCGACGACACGCGAAUUAAUCUUACGCCAACACGACCGUUCCGUGCAGAUGGGCAUGGCCGGAAGACAACCAGUCAUGCCAGGAACGCGGUUCCUCGGCGAAAAUUCGAUUAUCACGUUCACUACGACUUAUUGUACGCCCGCGAAAGUUCUUCGAACCUCGUGCGAAAGCUCAAUUAAACGUCGACAUUUGCGAAGGCUCAAAAUAAACCUACCUCGAUACCUGUUUCACAAAGGCGACGGGCAGCGGAUAUCGAUUAUGCUUUAUUUAAAGGGAGGCACGUUCGCGCGUUAUUAUUAAGAGGCAACCAGAAAUUAUGUGUCGCUCAUAAAUAAUCAUAAAAAAUAUUCUCGUAAGCUGUUAUUUUUUUGUAUUUAGAAGAAACAACGUUAAUAAUAGCGAAGAAAAUCUAUAUAUUUAAAAAUAAUUCUUUUCUAGUACGACACUCAUCUGGCUUCUCCGGUUAUACACAGGUAUAAUGAAUUUAUUUAUUCAAAUUUCAAAUUUAUAUGUUACAACAUUUAAUUGCAGAAUGAUCGGUGUUCGUCGCCAUUUAUUACCCGUAAUACACAAACUGACUUUUCUACUUGAUAAAAUUCUAGCGAUUCGUUAACAAGCUGGUCAUUACUUUAAGAACUGUACUAUCUUGCUGCAAAUAUCUUCACGAGCAUGUAAAUAUCUAAACGAUAAGCGACACGCCAUCCAGUAUUUUCGUGAAGAUAAAGCGUCAUUUCGCCGAUGCACGUGAGACUGUUUCUAAACUUCGAUGUCUUCCUCUCCUGGAAACGAUCGUAAUAUGUGUGUGAAACUGUGAACCCCGGCUGUAUACCUUUGAACGUCUUCCUUCCCCUCAUUGCACCAACGAAAACACGUGCUCUAUAAAGCGAAAGCCUGUAGAAGGAAGAAUCAACGUUCCUACGAGCAACAUAAUCAACAAUAUUCUUACAUUAUUUUCUUCCGUGCAUUUCUAAACAUUUUUUUAUUUUUUUACAGCUAAAGUGCCUGAUCGCAGUUGAUUACAUUACGAUGAUUUAAAGGAUUUAUAUUUAUAUUUUUAUACCAAGAAUUACAUAAUAUUAUCAUUAAGAAGUAUUUUGCUAUAGG
Molecule: messenger RNA, 3100 nt
Organism: Vollenhovia emeryi
Lineage: Eukaryota; Metazoa; Arthropoda; Insecta; Hymenoptera; Formicidae
Product: dipeptidase 1-like
Exons: 8
Coding region: 692-1975 (427 amino acids)
Biological process (GO): proteolysis
Molecular function (GO): metallodipeptidase activity
Source: RefSeq, a predicted model, not a curated record